This is a messenger RNA of Symbiodinium pilosum, 508 nucleotides long. The record is from the annotation of a GenBank genome assembly. NCBI's taxonomy places the organism in Eukaryota, Dinophyceae, Suessiales, Symbiodiniaceae.
GUUGGUCCAGUCCAAUGUGAUGCUCUGCCCCAGGGGGCGCUUGGACCUUCUGAUCCGUGUUGCCUCAAUGCUCAUCUGUUUUGAUGGAGAUGUUCUGAACUCCCAGCAUGAGAUCAAGCGGUUUCUCUUGGAGACGGACAAGCCCUUGACCUCUCUGCUUCCCAGCUCUGCCACAAUUGGCAGAGCCCUGGUAUCUUUACUCUUCUGCCCAGAUCAUGCCGAGCAAAUGAAGCAGGGUGAGUUGGGAGCUUCACUGGUACAUAGUUUUGAAAAUCUGUUUGGUUACAACGUCUUGGAUUGGAUGCCACUUGAUGGCGGGGAGCCUCAUAGGCUAACUGCUGCUGCUCAUGCUGCCAUCCUGGAACAUGCCCCUGAUCUUGAUCGUGUCCGAGCUAUCGUGACAAAGCCACUUUUGAAUGCCUUCUCGAAGCUGAUGACCCUUCAGGGUACCAUGGCGGCAGAUCGUUUCCUUUGCGAAGCUGGGUGGAAAUCUGGGAUACUUCCCCAG